AUGCAAUUUGAAGCACUUCCCUUAAAGAAGAGGGAGAGGAGAGGGAAGGGAGAGGGAGAGAAGAAGGUGGAUGUUUACGCCUACCUCAUGAAGCAGCAGACUAGAAGUAUCCCAGAAGAUGAACCUAUGCGCAUGGGAGCAAAUAGACAUUCAGACAUUAACAGAAUGGUCUCAUAUAAAACAUCAAACACUCCAGCAUUGUGUGAUUUCCGGAAAAACAUUAACGCUUCUUCCAUUUCUAGCAGCUUAGAUGAAGAAGCUAAUCAUUCCGGAAUGCUAAGCUAUUUUGGAUUUGAGCACUCUACAGGUACUUGUAUUAUGAGAACCAUUCCAUCUGUAGCCACAGAAACAGGAUUGGAAAGCGAGGGCGAGAGAGAGGUGAACCUCGCAGAGGAAGAGAUAGAUAGAUAG
Molecule: messenger RNA, 411 nt
Organism: Loa loa (African eye worm)
Lineage: Eukaryota; Metazoa; Nematoda; Chromadorea; Rhabditida; Onchocercidae
Exons: 2
Coding region: 1-411 (136 amino acids)
Source: RefSeq, a predicted model, not a curated record